UUCUUUUAGAACACAUCACAAUAAAUACAAUUAUUGUCAUAAAACAAAGCAUAAAAAGCAAUCUUUCCCAUCACUUAUACAUCUUUCUUUCAUACUCCCAAAUUAUUCCUUCAAAAAAAAGAACUUGUUCCAAUGAGUUCAAAAAAACUUAUGACUUUUGAACUUUCCUUCUUUUUCUUGAUCAUAUUAUUAGGGUUUUCGAGGGCGAAUCUCGAUGAAGACAAAGCAAAAUGUGCUAACCAGCUCGUCGGUUUGGCCACGUGUCUUCCUUAUGUUAGCGGAGAAGCCAGAGCUCCCACACCGGAUUGUUGUACCGGUUUAAAAGAAGUUUUAGACAAAAGCAAGAUAUGUCUAUGUAUCCUAGUGAAAGACAGAAAUGAUCCUAGCCUUGGCCUUAAGAUCAAUGCUACACUUGCACUAAGCCUUCCUACUCUAUGUCAUGCUCCCCCUAAUAUGUCUAAUGUAACUAUGUGCCUCGAUUUGUUGCAUUUGUCACCAAAUUCACCAGAUGCUAAGGUUUUCCAAGAUUUUGCGCAGAGUGCAAAAGGAAGUAUUACUGCUACAUCUGCCCCAGUUAGUGGGAACUCAAAUGGAAAACCAGCAAAUGCUUCAGCAAAUGAUGGAGGAGAUAGAAGGAGAUGGAUGGGAUUUAUGGAAAUGACUAUGGGCUUUUUAGUCAUUUUGGUGCUUUCAUAUCUCACCUAACUUUAUAAAACACAUAAUUAUUGUUUUUUUAAUUUCAUAUUUGUCCUCCUUUUUUUUUUUUACCAUUUUGUGUUUCCUUUUGUGGUGUUGGCUUUUAUUAGUGUGUGUUUUAUUUUCUUUUUGUAACUCCGGAUUUGUCAUCUUCAAUUCUUUGGAAUAUCUUUUUUCUUUGAGCUAUCAAAAACAGAAAAAAUAUAUUUACUAUGUGUGAAAAACUUGAGUUAUUAUUUUUGGAAUAGUGGAAUUUCAAAUAAAGAAUAUCUAAAUUUGAGUGUGA
Molecule: messenger RNA, 982 nt
Organism: Solanum dulcamara
Lineage: Eukaryota; Viridiplantae; Streptophyta; Magnoliopsida; Solanales; Solanaceae
Product: non-specific lipid transfer protein GPI-anchored 14-like
Exons: 3
Coding region: 133-705 (190 amino acids)
Source: RefSeq, a predicted model, not a curated record